Messenger RNA from Talaromyces proteolyticus, 898 nucleotides. RefSeq lists its product as uncharacterized. The transcript is spliced from 2 exons. NCBI's taxonomy places the organism in Eukaryota, Fungi, Ascomycota, Eurotiomycetes, Eurotiales, Trichocomaceae. Bases 57 to 491 code for a protein of 144 amino acids. The record is from RefSeq and is a predicted model, not a curated record.
CUGAUUUUCUCCGAUACCGUCACACCUUCCUUCCUCGCACCUCAACAACAAUCAAUAUGUCCAAACCAGACCCUCUAAGCUGGACCUUACGGUUCAAGAAGCACAAAACAACGGUAUUGCUUAUGAUCCCCGCACAGGAAUCAAUCCAAUCCACAAAACAAAAGCUUCUGCACGCCCUCCACGAACGCGGCAUCAAAGAUAUCAACGGCGACGCAGUCCCAACAGACCAUUCGGAUAUCGAACUCGGCGUCCCCAUCGAUCGCAACCACCUUAAUAAAGGAUGGGUAGGCUUGGAGGGUGCUGUCGAUGAGAACAGCAACGGAUCAGGAAAGAAGUCUGGAAAGAAUGGCUCAUCUGGUAGCUUGCAGGCAGCGAAUAUCCGCAAUGGCCAGCCCAUUGCCUUUCGCUUCAAGACAGGCUCGGAUGAUGACGAUGAGGAUCCCAAAUGGGACGUGGUGAUUCCUGCCUUGGAUGAUGAGGAGCCGGAAUGAUGGUCUACAUGCGAUGCUUAUGAUUUAUGUAACACGCUUUUGGCGUUAAGGGCGUUUAUUACAGGGAUUUCAGAUAUAUGAGGAUAAGUUCUGGCCCGUUAUAAUUUCCUUUCCACCGCCGAGAAGGGAGAAUGAUUCGGACUGAUUCGAGUUACUCUAAAUCGCAUCGCUACAAAUGUAAUAAUUAAUCGAUGGAGCUUACGGGAAAUCCACAGCCUAAUGUACCGGGGAAUUCCAUCAUGGACUAUCCAACUAUUGGCCAGUAUGUAGUUUCGCAUGUCUUGAAGCUUAAACAUGAGCAUGGCAAAUUGGCAAUGGUACAUGUGAAGGACGUGGAGAUGCAUGAGGAAUCGCGUGGAAUUAGGAAAUAGCAUGAGGAAGCUCGCCAAGACAGUUCGUUGUGUGAG